AUGCUCCUGCGUGCCCUCGCCGUCAGUGCCGCACCCCGCGGUGGGCCAGGUGGCUGGGGAGGGCCUCACGGGCCGUGCCUGAACUCCACUGGUGUGGAUGUCCUUGUCGAGGGGUAUACAUACCUCCUCGAGUACCCAGGGGGGCCCGAUUUUAACAGCACGGCGGAGGCUAUCCUGUCGGAUGAGUUUGUUGUAGAGUCGGACUCGAUCUUGACGCUUUCUGGGAGGCCUCUUGGGCAACCAGCCUACCCGUCAAAGGAAGUCUACAUCGCAACACAAUUCCAGACGCCCCCUCUUCCUGUAGUGCAGACGUUGGACGUGUUUGCGACCUGUGACAGGAUCAGCUGGCGGUGGAACGCGAGCGGCAUCGGGAGCAACCAAUAUGAGAUCAAGGGGAUUAUCGUGCUGGACGUGGAUGUCGAGGAGGUGCAGAUCACCGCGGUGUAUAGCGAGUUUAACACGGCGGCGUUCGAGACUGACUUGGGUAGUGCGCAGUGUUAG
Cryphonectria parasitica EP155 is the source of this 501-nucleotide messenger RNA. RefSeq lists its product as uncharacterized. The coding region runs from base 1 to 501 and encodes 166 amino acids. The transcript has 3 exons. Lineage: Eukaryota; Fungi; Ascomycota; Sordariomycetes; Diaporthales; Cryphonectriaceae. The record is from RefSeq and is a predicted model, not a curated record.